Messenger RNA from Zingiber officinale, 1866 nucleotides. RefSeq lists its product as uncharacterized. Lineage: Eukaryota; Viridiplantae; Streptophyta; Magnoliopsida; Zingiberales; Zingiberaceae. The record is from RefSeq and is a predicted model, not a curated record. The coding region runs from base 380 to 1573 and encodes 397 amino acids. The transcript has 16 exons.
AAUAUAUCGAUCGACAGUGAGUGGGCGACGUUAGUUAUCGUUCUCCAUCCUGCUCGCUCGCGAGCGUACAAAAAUUAAGGUUCUGGUUCGCAGUAACUCCGCGCUCGUCGCGAGACUGGCGGAAAGCCGGAAAGGAGUCCAAGAGGCAGCAGUGGCAGAAGAGUUGCUUUGAAACGGUCGAUAGGAGGGAGUUUCUUGAUCAGAUUGGCAGAAGAAUUGCUUUGAAACGCUCGAUAGGAGGGAGUUUCUUCAGGUGUUCGAUCAGGUUUCUAUGAAGACCCACUUGUCUUGUUGAACUAACAAUAAACAUGAACAAUUUGAAUAAUGUGGAACAUCUCUCAUUUGCAAGAUUCCUUUUGCCUUUUUGAUCUUAAAAGACAUGGCAAAAUCUGGAAACGUGGCACGCAGCAGUCUUCUUAGAAAUCCAAAAGAGAAUAUGAGGCUUACGGUAGCCAUAGCCAUCAUAUUUGGAAUUGUUUUAGGUUUCUUUGGUGGAAUUUCAUUCCCAUCAUCGAAUGUAGCAAAGCUCCGCUUGAACAAUAGCAUCACGCCAUAUAUGGAGGACCGGAAGUCAAGCCUUGAAACUGAAGCAUUGUUGAGCCCUACUUCUGCUUCAGCACAUAGUCCCAACAGGAACGAUUCAUUACCACCUUAUGACGAUUCUCAAAAGAUCUACAUUCCUACAAAUCAUCGUGGUGCAGAAAGACUUCCACCAGACAUAAUAGUAUCCGAGUCAGAUCUCUAUCCACGAAGGUUAUGGGGCAAUCCAAGUGAGGAUUUGCAGAUCCAACAGAAGUUCCUUGUGACUUUCACAGUUGGAUAUGACCAAAAAAAAAAUAUUGAUGCGGCUAUUAAAAAGUUCUCCGAGAAUUUUACAAUCAUGUUGUUCCAUUAUGACGGUCGGACAAGCGAGUGGGAUGAAUUUGAGUGGUCCAAGAAGGCAAUUCAUGUCAGUGCAAGAAAACAAACUAAAUGGUGGUUUGCGAAGCGCUUUCUACACCCUGAUAUCGUGGCCCCAUACGACUACAUAUUCAUUUGGGACGAAGAUCUUGGAGUCGAGCAUUUUAAUGCCGAAGAAUACAUUAAGUUGGUAAAGAAACACGGCCUAGAAAUUUCACAGCCUGGCUUGGAGGCAAACGAACAUUUAACAUGGAAAAUGACAGAGAGGAGAAGGAACAAAGAAGUCCACAAGGAAAGUGAGGAGAAAAGUGGAUGGUGUCCUGACCCUCAUCUUCCUCCAUGUGCUGCGUUUAUUGAGAUAAUGGCGCCUGUUUUUUCCCGAGAGGCCUGGCGUUGCGCAUGGCACAUGAUUCAGAAUGACCUGGUUCAUGGAUGGGGUCUUGAUUUUGCACUUAGAAGAUGCGUGGAGUUUGCUCAUGAACGUAUCGGCAUAGUUGAUGCACAAUGGAUUGUUCAUCAAGGUGUUCCUACACUUGGAAAUCAGGGCUUGGCACAGAAUGGAAAAUCACCACGGAAAGCGGUGGAAGAUCGGUGCAGAGAGGAAUGGAGAAUGUUCCAAGAUCGCAUGGCAAGUGCAGAGAAGGCAUAUUUCGAAACCCAUGCGAAGCCGUAGUUGUUCAGUGUUUGUUAUUAUCCCUAAUUAGUGGAUUUAAUGAUAAAUUAUGCAUAUAAAUACAAACUGAAUCCAUUAAUAUGAUCUAACUUAGGCCUUUUAAGUUUCAAUGGUUGAAUGUAGAUUUUGUAUGUGUAGAAUCUAUAGUCUCGCAUCUAUUAUUAUAUAUGGACUAAUAAUAGAUGCCCACUAUAUAUAGAGUGAGUCUCAAAGGUUUAGGACAUUAUUUUAACACAACUCAUGGCUCCCAUUAAAUAAACUCCUUGGAAAACAUUCCUUUUGCUUCUGCUUCA